Molecule: messenger RNA, 252 nt
Organism: Puccinia graminis f. sp. tritici CRL 75-36-700-3
Lineage: Eukaryota; Fungi; Basidiomycota; Pucciniomycetes; Pucciniales; Pucciniaceae
Exons: 2
Coding region: 1-252 (83 amino acids)
Source: RefSeq, a predicted model, not a curated record
AUGAAGUCGAUUUCGAUAUUUUUCAUUGUUUGUGUCUUGGCCUAUUUCUCACCUGGUAAUGCUCAAGUGAUUCAUUCCCUUGAUCAAGCCGCCUCGCAAGGCUCUACUGGCCUUUCGCAACGGGUUCAUUCUUCCGUUGGAAAACCGAGCCAUCCGUUGAAUAAGCAUAUCCGAGAGAAACCUGAUCCUACAACUUAUAUGGGCUUUGGUGCAUCGCGGGAGGUCGACGAUGGAGGACAGACCUACGGUUAG